AUGGCCGCCAGCACAAGAGAGCAGAAGCCUGUCGGCUCGACAGCAUGGAUUGCUGCGGAAAAAGAAAACAUGACAGAGCUGGUUGACCAGGAGAUGGAGGAGGUUGAAUACCCCGUCCGCCAUGAAAUGGCGUGGCUAAAUGAACAUAUGGCCGAGAUCUUCACCAAGGGCCAAACAAACUUUACGGAGGUGUUUAAAACUCCCGGGAAGAUGAAGGGCAAAACUCCUCGAACUGCCCGGAAACGACACUUAGAGGAAAACCGAGUGCCCCUGAGUGAGAUCUUCUCGUCUGCCCAUAAACAACUGGAAAACAAAGCGAGCCCCAGCCCAUUUAUCCAUCGAGUUGUCUCCAAACCCGCUGCAGCGACUACCUCGGCCGCCCCUCACAGCACCCACAAUACUCAGAAGGCCACUACCCUCCACGCGUCACAACCGGAAUACCCCGACCUCAGUUACAAUUUGAAUUCCUUUCCGCAAUAUAACACCGACUCAGGCUAUCAUGGGAUGCCGGAUGACGACGAUAUGGUCUUGCCGGAUGUGCAACAGGAGACUCAGACUUCCACUCAACCGUUGGAAGACGACGAUGCCACAGCUCCAAAUACCCAGGAGGCUGACUUAUCAAUUGCCCAACAAACAAAUGAUGACUCUUUCCACUCUGCCCAAGAGAAUGUUCGCGCUCGCGGCGAGACUGUUGAGCCAAUGAACACCGAACCGACUCCCACGCAAGAGCGGCCAACUCGUCCGGCAGAGUCGACUCCCAAGGAACCAGAAUCAGAAAUGAGCUCAACACCCACGGCUAAAGCACAGUCUAAGCCCAAGGAAGAUAUCGCUCCAGAAAAACAGCAGGAAGAACCAAAGCCCCAAAAGGAGCUGGAAGAGAGGGAGAAUGGACCGGCCUCGAGGGUUCACUUCUCGCCACAGAAGCCUCCAGCAGCCCAGCCGUCCGAGGCGUCCAAGUCGAAGGAUAAUGACGAGCAAAUGGAAGAUGCUGCACAGGAUGACACUGUCCUUGACACCCUUGAUGAUAUCGGUUCUCCUUCAGAUGGCUCCACUCCCGAACGACCCCCAGUCCGGAAGAGCAGCUUGUCAUUUGCCUCACUUCCCGCCAGGGAGCCCCUGACAAAGAGCAUGGGAGGAUCGCGGAUUUCUCGCACGAGCCAUGUCGACCUCGCGAAACUGAAUGCUGGAGGUUCCAGCCAUUUCGGAAGACAAACCGGGGGACACAGAACGACUCAGGCUCCGAUGGAUGACAAUGCAGGUGAAGCCGGUGCAAUGGACAUUGACGAUGAAAAGGAAGCCAGUCAAGAGGAGGACCCGGAGAAAGCCAGCAAACUGCACAACAAGAAGUCGACCCAGACUCUUCACGAAAGGAUCAGCAUGCUUGGAAAGCUGCAGCCAUCACGUCCAAAGAAAUCGAUGCCGUCUGGGCCUGGGUUGUCUACUGGUCAGGUUGCUUAUCCGGACCUUCCUGCCUCUAAAGCGGAGUCAAAACCAGAACCCUCGAGCCAAAAGCUUCGUGAGACACCCGCGCCAGAACCGACUACAUUUGCCGAGGAUGACUGGAUCAAGCCAUUGAGUUCUCCUCAGAGACCGGAGCUUGCCAAGAGCAAGACCACAGACGCGGUGGAAAAACUCUUUGAUGUCGACAAGAACCCAUCAAUUGGCAAGAAAGAUGCACCUCCUUCUCAGGGACAACCCGCCACAGAGUCUGAGCGUCCGAAGUCAGCAACCUCGAUCUUCUCGUCUCCUCGGCCGACCAGCCAUCAAAAGACUGGGUCCGUGUCCAAUAUUAAUCCUGAGGCGUCUACUACUCCUGGAGGUUCUCCCAGACGCUUGGACGGGCCCCUCAGUGCUUCGAAGAUGCGGUUGCAAUCGAUCAUGAAAUCUGCCAAGGGCCUGUUCACAAGUACCGGUAGCAUGAGGGUAGAGACCUCGUCUCCCGAGCAGCCAAGAAUCCAAUCGCAAAAACAACCGAGCGCCGAAAUUGAUGAAGAUGAUUAUCAUGAACCCCAGCCGCCUCCCACCCCUCCUCGACCAGAAGGCCGCCGCACGCGGAGCUCUACUGAGAAGGAAGAGAAGCGCCGGCAAAAAGAAGUGGAAGAUCGCCAGCAGGAUGAGGCCCGUUCAGAGAAGGUUCGAGAGCAGGAGAAGCAGAAGGCUCUUCAGCUCAAAGCCGCGCAGGACAAAUCAUCGAUUGAGCCAGAAGAGCGAACGGCUACGACUACCCAGAAGUCGGCGCAAUCGCAGCGACAACAAUCACGCGAGCCUGAAUCCUCUCAUGAGACGAGUUCCAGAUUCGCCCUUCCCCAGCCUAAGCAAAACGACCGACGUCCUGUCAAACCAACCCGUGAGCCCAUGCAAAGGCCCAAGCCGCAACCGGUCUCCAUUCGCGUGGGGAGCACUUUGUCUCGUCAAAUUCCCAUGGCCUCCAAUGUUUCUUCAGGCGUACAGGAGUCGAAUAUCGCAGCUCCUACGCCUGCACCGGCCCCUACUCCUGCCUCGAAAUCGUCGACCUUGAAGAAGAAGGGCAGUAAUUCGUCCCUUCAUACGGCCUCGUCUACAAGCAGUUUCAAAAGUUCUGUGUCCAGCCAAACCCAGGCACAGCGGAAAGCCCAGCUUGCGAGCGAAAGGAAGAAGGAGCAAGAGGAGCGCGAGGCCCGCCGAAGAGAGGAGCAAAAGUGCGAACAGGAACGCAAGCGGGCUCUCCAACAACAGCAAGAGGAGGCUCGCCGACAGGAGAUGCGGAGCCGUGCUGAGGCUGAACGCGAGCGUCGGGAGAGAUCCGCUCAGGAAGAUCCCAAGAAGGCUGCUCAUAUGCAGGCGAUUGAAAAACGACGAUUGGAAAAUGCUCGGAGACAUGAGAGGCAGGGAAGCCAGCAACUAGCCAACGAGGGGCCACCGCUACAGCACGAAAAGCCCAGCAUGCAAUCUUCGCAACGGAAUGACUUGGGGGCCUCUCGUCCACCUUCUCGUCUGGGUUCUGUUCAGCAAUACGGCCGGUCGAUCAACCCGCCUGUUCCUAACCCCGCCAAGCCUCCCAAGCGAAUGAUGGAUGAGGAAGCCAGUCAUCGUCCUGCCGUCUCCAAGCCCAGCAAUGUGAAGCCAUCCGGGGAGGCCAAGCGGCGAAAGACAGAGGACGAGCACAACCCCAUGCAACCCAUGCGGCCCACCAUGGCACCGCCGAUCCGCCAGUCAAAUAUCCGAAAGGAACCCGGAAAGCCGUCUCUGUUUGGACACGGGCAAUCAUCCAUGGCGCACCCCUCUGGUUCUUCUAUCUUUAACAAGAGUGCUCAGGCCCAGCGACCAGCUCACCCCAUGGACAUGGCCAAGUACGCCAGCGGCAAAAUUCCGUUCGCUGAACCGAAUCACGCACCGCCCCCUGCCCACAAGCCGGCCAGCUCGUCCCAGCGGACCCCUGCCACAGCACCUAAGCCAUCCCCCAAGUACCCGAGUGGUGAGAACAUUCAUUUGCCGGAGAUCGCCACAGAUAGCGAGGACGAGGACGAAUCAGACUCGGAGAUGUUCCCCGUGCCCAAAUGGGCACAGCCCAAGGAGCUGGAGAGUCUUUUGCGACAGCAGGAUGGCAUGGAAGUCGACUCGAUCUUCGGGCCGAUUGCGCCCUUCUCUCUGGAGGACACCUUCAAGGCGGACAAGAAGGUCAAGAAGUUCCGUGACCGUACCAGCAGUGCCAACUGGUCGGGACCGGACGGACUUACGCAGGAUGAAGUCCGCAAAGAUCGCCAGGAACGGCAACGGUUGAAGGUCAACGGGGGGUGGUCUUUCAACCCCUAG
Penicillium alfredii is the source of this 3792-nucleotide messenger RNA. RefSeq lists its product as uncharacterized. The coding region runs from base 1 to 3792 and encodes 1263 amino acids. The record is from RefSeq and is a predicted model, not a curated record. NCBI's taxonomy places the organism in Eukaryota, Fungi, Ascomycota, Eurotiomycetes, Eurotiales, Aspergillaceae. The transcript has 5 exons.